ACACCGUAGGUAGUCGAUGAUCUCGCAAGAUUUCUCGAAGAAGACCUGUCGAUUUGUCAGAAUUUUAGGGAAUUUUUACAUCCUUCCGGAUAUUUAUAGAGACAUAAUGCAUGGCCGUUUGAAAGUGAAGACGACUGAAGAGCAGCAAGAGGCAAAGAGAAAGGAACGUGAAAAGAAACUAAAACUCUAUACAGCUGGAACCCAGAAAGUGUUUGAAAAGAGAAAGAAGAAAGAAUAUGAUGGGGAGAUCUUAGAAGUGUGUGCUCAGCUUCUUUCAGCAAAUCCUGAUGUCUACACACUAUGGAAUGUAAGAAAAGAAACAUUCCAAGUAUUUGCAGAGACUAAGUCAUGUGAUGAGAUGAAGGAUCUGUACGAUCGAGAGUUGGGAUUUAUUGAGAAUUGCUUGAGGGUGAAUCCUAAAUCCUAUGGUGCUUGGUAUCAUCGAUGCUGGGUUAUGGAUCAUACACCAAAACCAGAUUGGAAACAGGAACUCAAGCUCUGUAAUCUCUAUCUGGAAUAUGAUGAGAGAAAUUUUCACUGCUGGGACUACCGUAGGUUUGUCGUCGCUAGGUCAGCUGUAGCACCGUCAGACGAUCUUGAAUUUACCAGUACUAAGAUCAGUACAAACUUCUCCAACUACUCCUCCUGGCAUUACAGGAGUAAGCUACUCCCUCAACUUCAUCCUGAUCAAGAAAAGAAAGGGCGGAUCAAAGAGGAAAUCCUCAUGCAAGAAUAUGAGUUGGUGCAGAAUGCUUUCUUUACUGACCCCAAUGAUCAAAGUGCAUGGUUCUAUCACAGAUGGCUCAUGGGUAGAGGUGAGAAACCGUUAGGGAUCCCAGUAAUGUAUGUAAACAGCACCCUCAAUCAAAUCAUGGUGAUAUUCAGUCAACCUGUUAACCUCCAGCAGCAAUCGGUGCUGGUGUCUGUAAAUGAUCAAAUCGUAGAUGGAACGUGGAAGAAUUCAAGGAAUAAUCAAUACCACAGUAUCAUGUGGAUCUACACAGUCAACAGUGAUGCAUUAAAUCAGGAGAAUAGAAGAAAACUUGAAGUCAAACUGAGCGAAGAAGUUUGUAGAACAUGCCAUCUAGAUAAAGGCGUGACGGAAUGUUGGUGUAAGGACGUCCAAGAUUCAGGAUCACUCUUCACUGCUGAACUCAGUGAUGAAAAAACAGAAUUCCUCAAAACAGAACUAGAGUCAUGUCAGCAACUAAGAGAAUUGGAACCGGACAAUAAAUGGUGUUUAUUGACAGUGAUCCUUCUCAUGAGGGUUCUCGACCCCUUGAAACUAGAGACGGAGAUGCUUAGCUGCUUCACAACCAUCCUGGCUCAAGAUACCUACAGAGCAGAUUAUUUCAAGGAUCUCAGGUCCAAGUUUAUCAUGGAGAAUGCCAUCAUGAGAUAUCUACAGGAGAGGUCAAAGGUCACAGAGUCAGAGGUCAACAAAAUGACAUUUGAUGUAUCUGGCAAGGAGUUAACAACACUACAUCAUCUCGAGUACUUAUCAUCUUUACGAUUCAUGGAUUUUUCGACCAAC
Molecule: messenger RNA, 1534 nt
Organism: Lytechinus variegatus (green sea urchin)
Lineage: Eukaryota; Metazoa; Echinodermata; Echinoidea; Temnopleuroida; Toxopneustidae
Product: geranylgeranyl transferase type-2 subunit alpha-like
Exons: 11
Biological process (GO): protein geranylgeranylation
Cellular component (GO): Rab-protein geranylgeranyltransferase complex; cytoplasm
Molecular function (GO): zinc ion binding; Rab geranylgeranyltransferase activity
Source: RefSeq, a predicted model, not a curated record